AUGUCGGAAGACUUGACUACACCACAGGUUGUAGACGACAUAGUGGACCGUAAGGCUCCCAGCUUCAAGAGGACCGCAAAGGACAUCACAGCCGGAACCGUCAGUGGCAUUGCGCAGGUGCUGGUCGGACAGCCGUUCGACAUCACCAAGGUGCGGCUGCAGACGGCGAAUGGGAACUCGAGCGCCUUCCAGGUGGUGAAGAGCCUGAUCAAGAACGAGGGGCCUCUGGCGUUCUACAAGGGCACCCUGGCGCCGCUGGUCGGGAUCGGCGCCUGUGUCUCGUGCCAGUUCGGCUGCAACGAGGCUAUGAAAAGAUAUUUCCAUCUGCGCAACGGCGGCGGCGAGAACCGCACGCUGACGCUGCCACAGUACUACAUGUGCGGUGCUGUCAGUGGUUCAGCCAAUGCGUUCCUCGCGACCCCGAUCGAGCACGUCAGGAUCAGAAUGCAGCUGCAGACCAAGGACUUGUCUGCCAGCGAGUAUACGAGCUCGUUCGACUGUUUCAAGAAACUGUUGAAGAAAGGCGUGCUCAUGAGAGGGUUCACGCCCACGCUGAUGAGGACGUCGCACGGGUUCGGUAUGUAUUUCCUCACCUACGAAGCACUGAUCAACACCCAGCUCCACAGGGGCAUCCAGAGAGAAGAUGUCGCGACCUGGAAGGUGUGUCUUUUCGGUGCCAUCUCGGGCGCUUUGUUCUGGGCUAUGACGUACCCGAUCGACGUUGUCAAAUCUGUGAUGCAGGCAGACAAGCUACAUCUGCCCGCACACGGCAACAACGUAUUCGAGGUCGCCCGGACCAUCUACAGAACUCGCGGACCGUCUGCAUUCUUGAAGGGCUUCGCACCCACAAUGCUAAGGUCGUUGCCCGUCAACGGUGCCACUUUUGCGACUUUCGAGCUGGCCAUGCGGGUCCUCGCCUGA
Torulaspora globosa is the source of this 921-nucleotide messenger RNA. RefSeq lists its product as uncharacterized. The coding region runs from base 1 to 921 and encodes 306 amino acids. Gene Ontology annotation, biological process: mitochondrial L-ornithine transmembrane transport. Lineage: Eukaryota; Fungi; Ascomycota; Saccharomycetes; Saccharomycetales; Saccharomycetaceae. The record is from RefSeq and is a predicted model, not a curated record. The transcript has a single exon. Gene Ontology annotation, molecular function: L-ornithine transmembrane transporter activity.